UAUAACUGGUACAUUAUCGAAUGUUAAUAAUGGUGGUGUUGGUAAUGUUAGUACGGUAGUGCAGGCUCCUGAUGGUUUCCAUUACGUACCUUCCGAAGAAGCUAUUAAAGUUACUAUGUGUGAAAUUGGAUUCAAAGUUGAUCCGGAUUUUUCCAAUGUCGUCAAUGAAAUUUCUUUCAUAAUGAAAAAAUUAUAUGAAUUGGCAAAAAAAGGAAAAUAUCCAAUAAAUUAUCUUGCAGAUUUUAGAAUUAUAAAAUCAACUGAAACUUUAUUUGCCACUACCUUUGAUAAUGAUAAAAACGCAUUAUAUUUACAAAUUGAUAUCGAUGCAAUCUUUGGCAGUCCUGACUGGGAAGAAUUUAUACAAUCAUUAGGGCCAAGAUAUUUUAAUAAAAAGUACAAUGCAAAGCCUCAUUGGGCAAAAGAAUGGGAAACUAUUCCAGGCAUUAUACCUUAUCUUUCUGAUGUCUUAUCUGCACAAAUUAAACAAUUUGAGGUAGUGCGUUCAAAGUAUGAUCCUGAUAAAAUGUUUUUCGAUAAUAAGUCAUUGCAGGAAAUAUUUAGUGGCGCUUUAGGUUCACAAAAGGGUAAGAACCCAAAGUAA
Messenger RNA from Dentiscutata erythropus, 604 nucleotides. Lineage: Eukaryota; Fungi; Glomeromycota; Glomeromycetes; Diversisporales; Gigasporaceae. The record is from the annotation of a GenBank genome assembly.